AUGGUCCAGUUUGUCUGUAAUCUCACGGAGAAGGCCCUGGCACUGGUGAACACUGCUGUGACUUACUCAAAGUCUCGAAUGGCCACAUUUUGGCACUAUGCCAAGGUUGAGCUGGUUCCUCCAACCCCUGCUGAGAUCCCUACAGCUAUUCAGAGCUUGAAAAAAAUAGUCAAGAGUGCUCAAAUUGGUAGCUUCAAACAGCUCACAGUUAAGGAAGCUCUGCUGAAUGGUUUAGUGGCCACCGAGGUGUGGAUGUGGUUUUAUGUCGGUGAGAUCAUAGGCAAGCGUGGCAUCACUGGCUAUAAUGUUUGA
Neomonachus schauinslandi (Hawaiian monk seal) is the source of this 312-nucleotide messenger RNA. RefSeq names its product ATP synthase subunit g, mitochondrial-like. Lineage: Eukaryota; Metazoa; Chordata; Mammalia; Carnivora; Phocidae. Gene Ontology annotation, molecular function: proton transmembrane transporter activity. Gene Ontology annotation, biological process: proton motive force-driven ATP synthesis. The transcript has a single exon. The record is from RefSeq and is a predicted model, not a curated record. The coding region runs from base 1 to 312 and encodes 103 amino acids.